Molecule: messenger RNA, 828 nt
Organism: Lepus europaeus (European hare)
Lineage: Eukaryota; Metazoa; Chordata; Mammalia; Lagomorpha; Leporidae
Product: proline-rich protein HaeIII subfamily 1-like
Exons: 1
Coding region: 1-828 (275 amino acids)
Source: RefSeq, a predicted model, not a curated record
AUGGAGCACUCACAGGCCUCCAUCAUUCGUGCAGCCACUGCCGCCCAGUGUGAGUGCGUGCUGCGCCCCCGCCGGACACCCCCGCCUCAGGCCGCCCGGCUCUCGGAGGCCCCCGCCGGACACCCCCGCCUCAGGCCGCCCGGCUCUCGGCCACAGAGGACGAGGCCCCCGCCGGACACCCCCGCCUCAGGCCGCCCGGCUCUCGGCCACAGAGGACGAGGCCCCCGCCGGACACCCCCGCCUCAGAGCGGCCGCCCGGCUCUCGGCCACAGAGGACGAGGCCCCCGCCGGACACCCCCGCCUCAGGCCGCCCGGCUCUCGGCCACAGAGGACGAGGCCCCCGCCGGACACCCCCGCCUCAGGCCGCCCGGCUCUCGGCCACAGAGGACGAGGCCCCCGCCGGACACCCCCGCCUCAGGCCGCCCGGCUCUCGGCCACAGAGGACGAGGCCCCCGCCGGACACCCCCGCCUCAGGCCGCCCGGCUCUCGGCCACAGAGGACGAGGCCCCCGCCGGACACCCCCGCCUCAGAGCGGCCGCCCGGCUCUCGGCCACAGAGGACGAGGCCCCCGCCGGACACCCCCGCCUCAGGCCGCCCGGCUCUCGGCCACAGAGGACGAGGCCCCCGCCGGACACCCCCGCCUCAGGCCGCCCGGCUCUCGGCCACAGAGGACGAGGCCCCCGCCGGACACCCCCGCCUCAGGCCGCCCGGCUCUCGGCCACAGAGGACGAGGCCCCCGCCGGCGUCGUCGGACGCUGCGCACCCCGACCCGACGCACACCCAGGCUUCUCGGCCCGGGUGGGCGCUGGGCUGGGGGCAGGGGCGUGA